Messenger RNA from Schistosoma mattheei, 1726 nucleotides. NCBI's taxonomy places the organism in Eukaryota, Metazoa, Platyhelminthes, Trematoda, Strigeidida, Schistosomatidae. The record is from the annotation of a GenBank genome assembly.
AAAUGAGCGAAUAUCUAAACAAAGUAAUUGUUAGCUUGUUUCAUUUGGUUCUAUUGGUUUUUCAUGUUGAUAUAUAUGACCAAAUUUCGCGACUUAAAUCUAUCACAAGUCAUUUAGAAAGUGCUUGGACAAUGUAGGCUGUAUAUUGAGCGAGUACUUAGUUGACUAUCAUACUAAUUUUCCUUCACCCUUGUUACUUUUGGUGCGCCUCCGUUUACAGCACACAUAAUGUAAAUGAAAGUGAUAUAGUACAAUUUUUAGGGUCCUAUGGCAAAUUAAUUUUUCAGCCUAAGACUGAAUCGUAGCAAACUAAUCAAAUAGGUAGUCUCCGGAUCUUCCCAUCGAAUCAUACUUCGUAGUUCAACUGGGAUUAAGUUACCUUUUGCACACAUCCGUUUUACCACUCAGUUUUGGAACAACUUGUUGAUGGCGUUUUCCAAAUUCACCGAUUUAGUUCAAAACUCUGGCAUGUGCUAUAAUGUGACUCAAUAGGUUUGUCACAGAAGUGGCUGGAUACAAACAUCGGUAAAAUGAGUUGAGAUAUAUGAUAAUCCAUAUAAACACAAUGGAGCAGAAGAACGAAGCACAGAUAUGCUAGAGUAUGUCUAUUUGUUUAUUUUCUAGUGUGUUGCUUUGGGCACCCGAUUGAAGAUGAUACCACAUCACUUUUUGAUCGUAAACCAUUACCACAUUCGCCGAGCUAUAUGACUGAUAAUCCCCUCAUAAGUCAGGAUUAUUUAUUUAUUUGAACACAAAUAUUGGUACAAAGGGGCACCACAUGCAUAUGCACCACACAAGUCACUUGUUUUUUGUGUGACCUGUGAUACUGCUCGGGUGCCCAAACCGAAGUAGGUGGUUUUCUUAGGAGGCCAAACCCGGAGCCUUCGACCUAAAUAUCUGAGCCAUAAGGAGAUUCAGUCCCGGGAUAGCCAGUGACCAACAAAUUCGCACGUCAUUUGUUUCCAACUCCCCUAAGUUGGUCCUCCAUAUCCAUCAACCCCGUUGAAGCGCGCCGCCCACUCGCUUUUUGUCCUCUCGAUUUCAUAAACAACACCCGUGGUGCGAGAAGGCAGUGAUUAGGAAUUCUCUUUCUCUCAACCACUUGACUUACAGUCAUUAGAUCACAGAUUAAGGUCGAGUUUUAUCUGCGCCAUCUCGGGCAACUGAUGAAGGUAGUAUGGUUCGAAAUUGGCCACAUAGACCUUGACUUGGUAAAUGGGCAAUAUUUAAUUUAGAUGAAUUAUAGUUCAAGAUUAAUUACGUGUUUGACAAAACUUAAAUUUAUUACACAUUUCCAACGUUUUAUCGCUGCGUUCUUAUUAUGUCUACCUAAAAGCUGAUACGAUUAUCUUAGUAUUAUUUGUUAAUCUUCUUUUCUUCAUGCGAUGAACUGUACGUUAUUAUCGAUGUAACUUAUUGUCCAUAUUUCUUUCAUCACUUUAUUUCAUAUUUUAUUCAUUUUAAUCAGUCAGUUAUAAUACACUGCAAUUAUACUUGCCCCACUGUCCUCGUUUGUUUGUAGAUGCAAAUCAAAGAAACAUCUGAAUUGUAUGUUCGAUGCAGUACAAUAUGCUUCGAUCGAUGUGUUAGCAAUUUUACUUCACGUAAAUUAAAUGAUAAGGAGACCGAAUGCGUCAAUAAAUGUACAGAAAAAUUCGCCAAAAUGAACCAACGUUUAACACUUAGACUAUUUGAGUUGAAUCGUGAAGAAUUAGUUAAACAGUAA